UGGGUUCGCUCUGGUGCGAGGGGAGGCAGGAGACGGCCCUUCUCGUACCGGUCUCUGCCGCUGUCGAGGGGGGUGGUCACUGCGGCCCCUCCCAUAACCCAGCGCGGGGGGGCUGGAACAGCAGCCGCGGGGGCUGCCCCAAGGCCCCGCAGGCCGCUCCGCAUGGGGGGCGUAUCCGCGCUGGACUCUCCUCCCCCCGCUCGCCUCUGACUGGCGCUGUCUCCUCACGCGGCUGCUGCCUGUGUGGACGCUCCGAUUCCGGCAUCAGCGCGCCGCGUUCUUCUGGAGCCGGAUCCGGAGUGAAACCCGGCAGCGUUAUGGGGGGGGAAUCCGAGCGUCCACACAGAGAGCAACCCGGCGUGGGGACGAGCCCGAACUCCCCUCGCCUUAAGGGGCGGCUCGCUCCGGGUCUGUGCGGCCUGGCUGCCGCCAGCCAGCUCUCGCCCGCAACGGGGAUCUCACCCCGCCUGCCGCCGUGUUUGAAAUAGUUUUCUUCAGUGGCAGGGGGCGGGCUGAUGAGGGGAAGCCGGAGCCAGCCUGGCCCCGGUACACCAGAGCGUGACUGUGGUGAUAAUUAGUCGGGAAACGGGCCGGCGUCCUGUGGUGGAAUUACUGUAACAAGCUGUCUUGUCUCUAAUUAGCUGCGCAGAUUGAAUGAAUGUUGGGGAAGAAUGAAGAGCGAUGCACAGAAGAUCGCUAAAGUUUAGCGUUUUGGACUGCACUGAACGAAACCAUGCUUGAAAUAUGCACUGCAGUCAAAAGACAUUAAUCGUUUUGCUGAGCCCUUUGAAGCGGACAAGCAUGCUUACCUACACAAAUGUAGCCCUGAAGUUAAAAUGUGAAGUUGUUCUAGAGAAUUAAACUCUCAACAAAACUAGUUCCAGUGGAUGGCCUAAAACCAUGUCCCUGUCUCGUGUUGAAAAUCCUUGUUUUUUGCUCUUCCUAGCUGUCUUUCAAGCAAUAUUUAUCCUGAUUUUGUACCGAGGUGGAGCAUCGAGUGUAUUUCGAGGAUUUUUAGAUACACCUCAGCCCUUGGAUUACUCAAAAACACAGGAUGUGUAUACAAACCUCAGCUUGUUCACCCGAGCUCCUAAUGAAGAAACUAUGCCAUAUUGCACAGCCCAGUCACCGAUAUUUGUUGGUCCAUUAACCAUCACCUUUAAUGCAUUCCCCAGUGAAAGAAUGAUAAUAAAAAAAAAUCCCUUUGUUCGGUUUGGAGGCCGCUACAGCCCUCCUCACUGCCUGGCUCGCUACAAAUCAGCCAUCAUUGUACCACACAAGAACCAGGAGAAGCAUCUGCGACACCUUCUCUAUUAUCUUCAUCCCUUCCUGCAGCGCCAACAGCUUCACUACGGCAUCUACUUGAUUCACCAGGCUGGGAAUGCUACUUUUAACCGAGCCAAGCUCCUUAAUGUUGGUGUCCGGGAAGCCAUGAAGGAUGAGGACUGGGACUGUCUGCUCCUGCAUGACGUGGACCUCAUUCCUGAAAAUGAUUAUAACCUCUACGUCUGUGAUGAAUACUACCCCAAACACAUUGCCAGUGCCAUAGACAAAUUCCAGUACAGUUUGCCAUAUUGGUCCUUUUUUGGAGGUGUCUCUGCUUUGACUCCAGAGCAUUACAUGAAGAUAAAUGGGUUUCCAAACACCUACUGGGGCAGUCGUGGUGAAGACGAUGACAUUGCUGCAAGGAUUCAGUUAGCAGGAAUGAAAAUAGUCAGGACCCCUAUUCAUCUUGGACGUUACAAAAUGAUGGAUCUUGAGCAACACAAAGGGAGUGAAGAGUACCCAAUAAGGUAUUCUCCUCCCUUCAGGCCUGCUCCACUGCAUAACACCAGAAAAACAUGGAAGGAUGAUGGAAUGAAUUCUGUAGAGUUCAAACUCCUUUCAAGAAAGAAGCACCUUCUUUAUACCAACAUCACUGUGGACAUUGGGAAUGCUCCCACGCUGCCUCCAGAGAAUAAAAACAAAAAGAGAGCUUGAGUAUUAGUGCAGCACCUGGAAAUUGUGCAACACAGGAGGUGCUAGCCUAUAGUUAAUCAGGAAUAAAAGGUCUACAAAGAUUGAAGAAUGAUUUCCUGCUGUGGGCUUCACCUUUCCUCCAAACAUGCAAGGGUUAGAAGAAAAGUCUUCAGGAAUGAGGCAUGACAGCCACUAGACUGGAUUCAGUUUAUUGGAGAGAAUCCCUUUUAAGCACUGUAAAAUGUAAUGCUUACUGAGCCCUAUACACACGCCUUGCAGAGUACAUCUUUAUUCAUCACCAGAUAAAUCCACUCUAAGCUGUGUACUCUUAAAUCAGCGUCACCCAUUAGCAGGCUAGUUAGUUGAAUGCCAGCUACUUAACUGCUGCAUAUCCUACUGCUUUACUAUUUUUGAAUGGUAAUUGGGAUUAAAGCCACUCUGAGGACAUGUUCUAUGUUUUGUUUGAAAGAAACCUCAGUCCCAUAUUGCUGGUAAAGAGAUUCUCUAGUUGCAGUCUGUCUUGAAAUGUUUUGUUUUUCCCUUCUUAGUGUUAAAUAUUUCCCUUUCCAUCUGUUACAUAUUUUGUAAAUAUUCUCCAGGAAGUUUAAAUAUAAGAUUUUGAAAGUUAA
This is a messenger RNA of Chrysemys picta bellii (western painted turtle), 2588 nucleotides long. Its product is annotated as beta-1,4-galactosyltransferase 3-like. Gene Ontology annotation, cellular component: Golgi apparatus. Gene Ontology annotation, biological process: carbohydrate metabolic process. Gene Ontology annotation, molecular function: galactosyltransferase activity. NCBI's taxonomy places the organism in Eukaryota, Metazoa, Chordata, Testudines, Emydidae. The record is from RefSeq and is a predicted model, not a curated record.